Molecule: messenger RNA, 504 nt
Organism: Oikopleura dioica
Lineage: Eukaryota; Metazoa; Chordata; Appendicularia; Copelata; Oikopleuridae
Source: the annotation of a GenBank genome assembly
AUGAACAAAAUCGAGGACGACCUGAUGACGGAGCUUACCGAUCUGACGUUGAAGGAUAUCUCGACGCUUGAAAAAGGCAUGCAAUCGUUGGUGAGGGAGGAGGUCCGAAGAUAUAAACUGGAAACAGAGCUGAAGAAUCAGAUGAGAGAAGAAGCAGCAACAAAGACAAUUCGAGCUCUGCAGGCUAGAAUCGCUGAACUUGAGGCUACUGUUGCUCGACUUACUCCGACUAACGCACCUUAUAUUGCAAAAAACUCGGUUCCAGCUGGUGAAAUACACGAUAACUCGCUUGCAGAGAUAUUAAAGCUGCAGUAUGAAAAUGCCUCAAACUCGCAAAAGUACCCUGAUAUUCAAACACUGCAAACUCCUGGGUACGCAAGUGUUCGACUUGAUGCAAAUCUGGAUGCGAUUGAGCGCCGAAAUCAGAAGAUAAAGCAGGCUUUGAACAUGCAAGGAUCUAAUCUUGGAAUGACUUCAAAUGGAGAAUAUUAUGUUCAUAUUUGA